CGGAACGCUUCACGUGCUGAAUCAUUCGACAAAGCGAAAGUUGAAGGAAUUUCUAACCUGCUUUAAAGUGCUCUAAGCACUUCAUGUCAUUAAGAUUGAUAGGGAGACUAACACAUUUAAAGCCAUCAAUUAAGUUGAAAUUACAUCUCCAAUUAUCUCCAAAAUUUGCAAUUCAGAAACAUAUUGUGCAGCCACUUUCUCACUUCUGUAAGUUUGUAUAUUGCAAGCCUGCCGUUUUAAAAAGUUGGAUUACAGCAGAUUUUUCAAGAAUAUUUAAUCACCAGUCAACAUCAGCUAUGCCAGAAGCAAAACCAUUCGAGAGGUUGCCACAGACCCUGUCACCGGUCAAUUACAAUAUUCGUUUGAAACCAAAUUUGAAAGCAUUCACAUUUGAAGGAUCAGAAGAUAUUGAUAUUGAGGUGGUAAAGCCUAUAUCAGAAAUAACUAUUAAUUCUGUUGAGAUAGAAGUGCAAGAGGUGUCUUAUGUUGCCAAUGGUAAAAAUGACACAGUCAAAGGCACAAUAUUCUACAACAAGGAAGAUGAAACAGUCACUUUCACUUUUCCGUCAGAAAUACAACCAGGGAAGGGCAGAAUGAGUAUGACUUUUACUGGAAUUCUGAAUGACAAAAUGAAAGGAUUUUAUAGAAGUAAAUACACAACACCUGAUGGAGAGGAACAGUAUUCAGCUGUUACACAGUUUGAGGCCACUGAUGCCAGGAGAGCUUUCCCAUGUUGGGAUGAACCAGCUGUCAAGGCAACAUUCGAUGUCACAUUGGUUGUUCCUAAAGACAGAGUUGCCUUGUCAAACAUGCCUGUAAAGUCAGAACAAGUCUAUGAAGGAGACAGCAAAUGGAAGGUUGUUAGUUACGAGAGGACACCAAUCAUGUCUACAUACCUGCUAGCGUUUGUUGUGGGAGAAUUUGAUUACGUAGAAGGGAAGGAUGCUGAUGGUGUACUAGUCAGGGUGUACACACCUGUUGGCAAGAAAGAAGAGGGAAAAUAUGCAUUAGACGUAGCAGUAAAGACAUUACCAUUUUACAAAGAUUACUUCAAGAUACCUUAUCCUCUACCAAAGAUGGACUUGAUAGGACUUGCUGACUUUGCAGCUGGUGCUAUGGAAAACUGGGGUUUAGUAACUUACAGAGAAACAGCAUUGUUUGUGGACCCAAAGAAAUCAUCAGCCAAAACCAAACAAUGGGUUGCACUAGUUGUAGGACAUGAGUUGGCUCAUCAAUGGUUUGGUAAUCUUGUUACCAUGGAAUGGUGGACCCACUUGUGGUUAAAUGAAGGUUUUGCUUCCUGGAUAGAAUAUCUGUGUGUAGAUUUCUGUUUUCCUGAGUUUGAUAUCUGGACACAGUUUGUUAAGAAUGAUUUAGGAAGAGCUUUAGAACUAGAUGCUCUCAAUAACAGCCAUCCUAUAGAGGUACCCGUAGGACAUCCCUCAGAAGUAGAUGAAAUAUUUGAUGCUAUAUCAUACAGUAAAGGUGCUUCAGUCAUCAGAAUGCUUCAUGACUAUAUAGGGGAUGCUGAUUUUAGAGUUGGUAUGAAUGCUUAUUUAACUAAGUUUAAAUACAGUAAUGCCUUUACAGAAGAUUUAUGGGAAUAUCUAGGUAAAGCUAGUGGAAAACCAGUUGCUGAGGUCAUGACCUCUUGGACCAAACAGAUGGGUUAUCCAGUUAUAAAGGUAACAGAAAAACAAGAUGGGAAGAACAGAGUUCUAUCAUUGUCACAAGCAAAGUUCUGUGCAGAUGGUAAAAAGCAAGAAGGGGAGCAGUCCAAGUGGAUGGUACCCUUGUCAUUCUGUACAGCAUCAAGUCCAGAUAAACCAGUGAAAAAAAUACUUUUAGAUAGCUCAACAGCAGAAGUCACACUGGACAAUGUUAAACCUGGUGAAUGGGUUAAGGUAAACUGUGGCACUGUGGGAGUAUAUAGAGUACAGUAUUCAUCAGAAAUGUUAGAGUCACUUAUAACAGGGAUCAAAGACUGUAGUAUAGCACCUUGCGACAGAUUAGGUAUACAGAGUGAUCUGUUUGCUUUGGCCAGAGCAGGAUUAGUGUCUGCAGUUGAUGUAUUGAAGGUAGCCGAGGCCUAUAUAAAUGAAACUGACUAUACAGUAUGGAGUGAUCUUUCUAUUAGUCUUGGUACACAAGGUGCAUUGAUACAGAGUACUGAUGCCACAGAUGAAAUGAAAGCCUAUAAUCGUAACCUCUACAGCAAAGUCUUCCAGAGUCUAGGCUGGGAAGCUAAAGAAAAUGAAGGACCAUUAACUGCCAUGUUAAGAGAUCUAGUAUUGGCCAAACUAGGUCGUAACCAAGAACAGUCUGUUGUUAUGGAGGCUAAGAAGAAGUUCCUAGAUUUUUACAAUGGAAAACCUCUGUCAGCUGAUUUAAGGGACCCUGUAUAUGUAACAGUUAUGUCUAAUGGUGAUGAAGAUCUGUUUAAUAAAAUGUUGGAGUUAUAUGAUAAAGCAGAUAGUCAGGAAGAGAUGAAUCGUAUCAGCAAAGCAAUUGGUGCAGUUAAAGAUGAAGCUUUAAUCAAAAGAGUUCUGGACUUUGCCAUGUCUGAGAAAGUCAGAUCUCAGGAUACAGUAUUUGUGAUUGGUGGUGUGACAGGUUCUGUUAAGGGGAGAGAAAUGGCUUGGCAGUUCUUAAAGGAUAACUGGACACAGUUACAUGAUAGAUAUGAAGGAGGUUUCUUAUUAUCAAGACUUGUGAAGGUAACCACAGAAAAUUUUGUGACCGAAGACAAGGCUAAAGAGGUAGAGCAAUUUUUCACUGACCACCCAGCACCAGCAGCAGAGAGAACAGUAAAACAGUCGUUAGAAAACAUUGGUCUCAACAUCGAAUGGAUGAAGAGGGACAAAGAUGCUGUCUCAGCUUUUUUAAAAAGCCGAACAGCUUAAAUCAAAAAGACAUCAAAAGUAAAAUCUGACUCGAAAAGUUCCAACUUAGUCUCUAAUAUAAUUCCAUCUGUUAUCUGACUUUUUACAUGUUGUCAGUUCUAUUUAGAUCGGUAUAAAAAAACCUGAUUACUUUUACCAUCAAAAGUGGAUCUAAGUUAAGUUACAGAAAUGAUAUUUGGUUUCUUUUCAAAUUAUUUUUCAACAGCUUUCAGAAAGCUUGUGUAUUUAGCUAGAGAGCAAUGAUACCAUGCAAGAAAACUUGCAGUAGACAAGUAUUGUCUGCUGGAAGAUAAAUUUAAAUCAUGGAACUUUAACAGUUUCAUUAAAUGAUAACCAGUUAUUGUUAUAUAUAGUGUAAUGAAUUUAAAAUAUAUUCAUAAUGGCAUAUAUAUGGUGCAUAAUUUAUGACAGUGCUGUUUUCAUAAAACCAUAUUUAGAAUUGCAUAAUAACUACAUACUCUGUUGACUCUUUGACAAGCUUUGAAAUGUCAAGAAUUCUUAUUUAUCUAACGGAUAUAAAAAACUAAAGUGAUGGAUCUAUUUAAUUUUGAUUUGAAACAUUAUAACACUAAAUGUAAUUGUUUUAAUUUUCAUUCAUUAUUUUGGUUUAUAACUAUAAGAAAUUGAAAAACUACUAUAAAAAAGUCAUGAAAACAGACAAAAACAGUAGUAUUUUAUUUUUUUUAUAAUUACAAACUGAACAAAACAUUACAUAAAAUCAGAUAGUGCUUUAAAAUUCAUAAGAGUGAAAAACAUUAAUUUAUGAUUCAGAACCUUUUUCAGCAUAUUUGUUCUGAUUCGUUGAAUUCAAAAUUAUCAUUUCGUUAUAUAUAUUUUUUUCAUUAGUAUAUUAGAAUGAUAUAUUUUGUUAUUCAGACACUUAUAAACCAGUAUUACUAUGUUCAGUUAGAAUAUGUAUUAGAUUGUCUGACAUGAACUUUUCAUAGAGAAUCUAAUCUGUUGUCUUUUGUUAUGUUGUAUCUAUAUUCUUUGUUGUUUGGAAUAUUUAAUGUUAACAUCAUAUUAAUGACUUCUGAGUUUAAUUACAUCAUUUAGGUACAGCAAGAUUUGACAUUUUUUCAGGUAGAAGCCAUUAUUAAGUUGUCUUGAUAACACAUGUUUUACUUUAAUUUAAAAUCGGUUCCAUACUGGUAUCAAACAAAGUUUUGCUUGUUAAAUGGACAAAGCUAAAUAUAAACUUUUUUCUUUUCUCACAUUGAGGGAGGAUAUUUAUUUAAGUAUGAUAAAAGGGGGUUACUGUAUAGCAUAAAUUUUCUCUUAUUUUCGCGGAUUAACCAAAAUCACCAAAAUAAAUUCUGCCAAAUUAAAGCACAUGUACAGGAACAUUUUUAUAAUACACAGGUCUACAACAGUACAUGUAAACUAAACUACCAAAAAUAACCUGCUAUACGUUAACUGAUAAAAUUUCAGCAUUACAAGUAUUCUGUUAUCAUUCACAAAUUAGUUGGAUUAUUAAAGUGUAUUUGAAUAACUGGGACCAAUAAAUUAUAUCUGACCUCUG
This is a messenger RNA of Mytilus californianus (California mussel), 4425 nucleotides long. Its product is annotated as puromycin-sensitive aminopeptidase-like. Gene Ontology annotation, biological process: peptide catabolic process; proteolysis. Bases 84 to 2903 code for a protein of 939 amino acids. The transcript is spliced from 21 exons. NCBI's taxonomy places the organism in Eukaryota, Metazoa, Mollusca, Bivalvia, Mytilida, Mytilidae. The record is from RefSeq and is a predicted model, not a curated record. Gene Ontology annotation, molecular function: peptide binding; metalloaminopeptidase activity; zinc ion binding. Gene Ontology annotation, cellular component: cytoplasm.